UUCGUCAGGCAAGGACAUAAAUAAAGACGACCUGUAAACUGUACAAACUGCUGUCUUGUAAAAAGAGUAACUUAAAGUAAAAACAUUUUGACGGAUUUUAUAAAGACAACUUGUUGGUCCAGUUCUUAAAGCGGCCGCUAAAGGAAGCACAGAUUCACUCGAAAGUAAGCGGUAAGCGCCACAUUAACUCUUACAAAAUGAGGAGUGUGUUAUCAACCCUGACAUUAUUUCUAAAUUAGUCGGGAAAGAUGCUAACUGUUUGUAAAUGCUUUGCGAAACGAAACAGUGUUGUCACAUUUUGCCUGUUACUUUUCUCAGCGCUGCUCAGAUCAGACCAAUCACAAUCGUUCGCGAUUACAGGAAAGUGACUUAUUAUGUUAUAUUAUGAAGAUUGUUGGAACCGUUUUCUAUUUGUCUAUCAUAUAACAAUCACUGCCAUUUUUUUAAAUAAAUUAUUUAUUUAAAAAAAUAAUAAUAAAUGAAUAAUAAAUAAUAAUAAAUGUAAAGGUAAUAUCGGUUUUUAGUCAAUAAAUGUCUGAUGAUUUAAACGGGUCUUAAUGAUGGAUUCGGCUUCGUGAGCCUCUAAGCGCCCCUAGAGGAAGACUUGAUUGUCACAUAAGGAAAAAAAUUUGAAUAAAGUACUCCCCAAUGUGUAAGCACUGCCAUAAAUACAUAAAAAGCGCCUGCGUGGCACCAGAAAAUAAAUAAUAAUAAAUAAAUAAAUAAUACUGUUCACUGUGCGUCACGACAUGAUAAUUUCAGGCUCUGUGUUGACAGACAGAAUGUGUAUUUAAUAUAAUAUUCAUAAUGAUAUUUCUCCAAUAAAUCAUUUUAGGAUGGUAACUUUGACCAUUAGUUGUAAAACGGAAUACUAUAACUGUUCUGUAAUGCUACAAUGUAAAUGUAAAUUCAUAACUUUUGCAUAUAAGCUAUGAACUUUACUUAAGUUAUAUCCAAUACUUUUAUUCAAUAAGGACACACUAAAUUGAUCGAAAGUGACAGAAAUCAUAUAAGUGUGAGUUCUGAAGGAUCGUGUGACACUGAAGACUUGGAGGAAUGAUGCUGAAAAUUCAGCUUUAAAUCACAGGAAUAAAUUACAGUUUGCAAUACAUUCAAAUCAUUUAAAAUUAUAAUAAUAUUUCACAUUACCAUUUUUACUGUAUUUUUUUUUAUUCAGUCCUAUCUUAUCCCACAUUAUUCAUACAAUAGCACAUUUUUUCAACUUAUUUAUACCUUGAUUUUUCACAGUAGCCUAUAUUUUCUGUCUGUCAUCCAUAAGCUCUUCUUAAUAGAGAACCCAGCAUUUACUACCUAAUCAUAAAUUAGUGAACAACAUUAUUACCUGUUUAAUAUUCAACAAUGAAGUCAUCUGCUAAAGUUAAAGUCCUGUGAAGUGAUCAUAAAUCUAUAAACAGCUGUAAAUAUAACCAAGAGUGGUUCCUUCAAUUGUUUAAUGAAACCACAGAGCAAAGUAUAAUAUGCAUAUUCAUGAGUCCAGCAGCUCAGUGCAGGUCUCGUGUGGGUUGAGACUCUCUAGGAGCCAGCAGGGAGUGUUGGUUUUAACGUGCAAUCUUUCUGGGAGGGGAAGCUCUGUUUGCAAAUGAGUUCUCUAGUGCUUUAUCCUGUUCUUCUGUGCUUGUGCCGUGGCUCACGGGGAUGAGACGUCUCUUCUAGAAACCAUUCCCUUCAAGAAAUGGUUGCAAACUGAGUCUGGACUCUUGGAAACCCUCCGUAUACAGUUGGACAUUUGAGGAAGUUUCACAUUAGUUUCAGAAUGGCUGACUACAACGCCGAACCACAGGCGCCUAGCAAACUCAGCCAAGUUCAGGAUCAAGUCAAUGAUGUUAAAGGCAUUCUCGAACUCAACCUCAACCAAAUCCUGAAGAGAGGAGAUCAGUUAGACGACCUGGUCGUGAUAACGGAUGACCUUCAGGUCACGGCGGACUCGUUUCAAAAGACGUCCACGCGUGUUGCCAGAAAGAUGUGGUGGAGAAACACCAAGAUGAUGAUUAUAAUUGGAGUGGUUGUGCUUGCCAUCAUCAUUUUAAUCAUCCUGCUAGCAACACAAGUCAUUCCCUCCUAAUACAACCCAGACAUCCUUUCAGUCAUCUGUAUUCACUAGAAUGAAUGACCUCUUUUACUUUGAAAGUACCCUGACACAUUUAUGUAAAGAUAAAUUGCUAUUUUUGUUAUUAAUAUUGACAUUUCUUGUGAUAUUCUAUAUAGAUCUGGGGAGAAUAUGUCAGGGGUAUGUGUGUGAAUGUGUAUAUAUAUGCAGAUAACACUUUAAAAUGUAUUGCACAACCUUCACAUGCACAAACAAUGAACAAUACAUUUAUUACAGUGUGUAUUCAUCUAUGUUGAUGUUAGUUAAUGAGAAUACAGUUAUUCAUCGUUAGUUCUUGUUAAUUAUCAGUGCAUUAUCCAAUGUUAAAAAAACACAACUUUAGGUUUGAAGAACGCAUCAGUAAAUGUUGAAAGAUGAAGAAUGAUAAAUGUUGUGGAAGUGUUCAUUCUUAGUUAAUGUUAACUAAUCAACCUCAUUGUAAAGUGUUACGCAUAUGCAUUGUGUUUUUUCCUUGUUAGGGUGUUAUCCUUAUAUAAAGGGACAGAAAACAGCACGAUUCAUUACAACUGAAAAAUGUUGCAGGAUUUCUUUUUUUUUUUUUGGUAUCGUUUCCUUUUGAGACUAUAAUAACGGUGUUUGACCCAAGUAACACUAAAUAUGACGUCAUUUUUAAGGACAAAGACUUUAUGUAUAAUGCAUUAUGUGAAAAUAGUUUGUUGUCUUUCAAUGCAUUACACUUUCUGAAGAUGUAACAAUAGAGAAGUAUUAAAACCGUGGUUUUAAUUCUUCAUGAAAUGCCUCAAAGUGCAUUUACAAGUUAUUAAAACUACUUUUAUUGUGCAUUAUAAAGACUUGUAAAAAGAA
This is a messenger RNA of Carassius gibelio (silver crucian carp), 2932 nucleotides long. Its product is annotated as vesicle-associated membrane protein 8-like. Gene Ontology annotation, molecular function: syntaxin binding; SNAP receptor activity. Bases 1775 to 2083 code for a protein of 102 amino acids. NCBI's taxonomy places the organism in Eukaryota, Metazoa, Chordata, Actinopteri, Cypriniformes, Cyprinidae. Gene Ontology annotation, biological process: vesicle fusion; SNARE complex assembly; vesicle-mediated transport. Gene Ontology annotation, cellular component: SNARE complex; plasma membrane. The transcript has 3 exons. The record is from RefSeq and is a predicted model, not a curated record.